This is a messenger RNA of Nycticebus coucang (slow loris), 3409 nucleotides long. Its product is annotated as tripartite motif-containing protein 5-like. The record is from RefSeq and is a predicted model, not a curated record. Lineage: Eukaryota; Metazoa; Chordata; Mammalia; Primates; Lorisidae. Gene Ontology annotation, molecular function: protein binding; zinc ion binding. Bases 1057 to 2514 code for a protein of 485 amino acids. The transcript is spliced from 8 exons.
GAGAUGAAUAGUCACAUUUUUCUCCCUUUGCCAAAAAAAUAAUACUUUAUUUUUCCUUCUCCUCAGAACAUUUGUUCUGAUGUGGCCUCAAGGAGGACAGGUGCCCAGCUUUCAGUAACACUACUAGUUUUGUUACCAGAUGAAGAGGCUCCACUUGCCUGUCACUGUCAGCCAAUAUGCAGUGAGGGUGAUAGGCUCUAGCAAACUUUAUUUGUCACAAGGCCGGGAUUCUGGAGAACAAUAAGAGUAACCUCUCCAAGACUGUUCUGUUCUUCUAUUUCCAAAAGUAUGGUUUUAUACAUAAAAGUUCAAAGUAAAGAUCACAUCAACUUCUAUUUCAAAUAAUACUCAGCUUAUCUCAGGGAACUAUUAUAACAUUCCAAUUCGAAAGUUAAGUUCCUCAAUCAAACCUCCUAAACUACUCAAGAUAGGCAUCUUCAGGGUGGGUGCUAAAUUUACAAAACAGUAAGAAUGGGAGACAGGGGGUGAAGGUCAGGCAGGACCUAAUCCAACCAGACAGCUGUGUCAUGUCUGCCCUAGUCUGGCAGACUCCAUCUUAUUUUCAUUACAUGUGCUUUAAGUUGAUGCCUAUUAGCACAAUACUUUGUGUUUCUGCCUGACUUAGCAAGUCAAUUUUUAUCCCCCUGUUCUGCUUGUGUGACAAUUAGCUUUGAUAAUGUGACAACUGGCCAGCCCUGCAGCUUGUCAUGUGUUUACUCCUGCUAAACCCCAAGUCUAGACUCUGGAACUAUUUCAAGUUCCCUGACUCCUCCCUCUCCUUGGGCCAUAAUCUGACACCCAGAAGCACAGCUGAGCUACAAGUAAAAGAUCAAGAGGAAAAAAGAAGCACUUAAGAAGAAAUUUCUAGAAGUAUCAUGUCUUCUAACUUUUUAAAAACAAAGAAUCACUUGAUUGUUAUUAAUGAUAUUAACAAUGUCCGAAGAAAUAGGAAAUGGAAUCAUAAGAAGAUACUGAGACCCAUGAAGAAGACAGAGAGCUCUGUGAGCAACAGGUACCUCUGUAGUCAGCAUAAGCAGGAUCAAGGGAGCAGCUGCUAUGGAUUCAGAACUCCUGGUGAAUAUAAAGGAGGAGGUGACCUGCCCCAUCUGCCUGGAACUCCUGAUAGUACCCCUGAGUCUAGACUGUGGCCACAGCUUCUGCCAAGCCUGCAUCUCUGAAAACCAGAAGAAGUCCACGAUAGACAAAGAAGGGCAGAGCUGCUGUCCUGUGUGCAGAAUCACUUACCAGCUUGAGAACCUGCGUCCCAAUCGACCUCUGGCCAACAUAGUGGAGAGGCUCAAGGAGGUCAAGUUAAACCAAGAAGAGGGGCAGGAGGUGAAUCACUGUGAGCAGCAUGGAGAGAAACUACUGCUCUUCUGUAAGGAGGAUGGGGAGGUCAUUUGCUGGCUUUGUGAGCGGUCUCAGAAGCACCGUGGUCACCACACAUUCCUCCUGGAGGAGGCUGCCCAGGAGUACCAAAAGAGGCUCCAGGGAGUUCUGGAAAAGCUGAUGAAGCAGCAGCAGGAAGUUGAGCAGGUAGAAGAUGACAUCAGCAAAGAGAGAACUUCCUGGAAAGAUCAAAUACAGUCUGACAGACAAAACAUCCAGGCACAGUUUGGCAAACUGAUAGACUUCCUGGUGUCUGAGGAGAACAACAAACUGCAAAUUCUUGAGGAAGAGGAAAAAGAUAUUCUUAAUAGUCUAGCAGAGUCUAAGAAUGAGCUGGACCAGCACCAUCAGGUGGUAAGAAUGUUCAUUUCUGAUGUGGAGCGUCGGUUGCAGACGCCAGCAAUAGAGAUGCUGCAGGAUGUGAAUGGCAUGAUAAAAAGGUAUGAAACCUUGACCUUGAAGAAGCCAAAAACGUUUCCCAAGGAACAAAGGAAAGUAUUUCCACUGCCUGAUCUGAGAGGAUUGCUGCAAGUGCUUAAAAGAGAGAUGUAUGUCAGUGCAGAGCUGAGAGAAGCCCGCCGUCACUUGGUUUAUCUGACGCUGGUUCCAAUGAACAAUUCAAAUGUCAUCAUUUCUUCAGAUAACAGAGAAGUGAGAUCUGGCCAGGAUGACUGGUAUGCCGAAGAAUUGAUACAGGACAAUUAUGAUAUCCUGGGCUCUCCAUGUUUCACAUCAGGGAAAGGUUACUGGGAGGUAGAUGUGACCAACAAACGUUCUUGGAUCCUGGGUGUGUAUGUUAAACACGGUCUCCCAUUCAAUGAGAAGGUUCAUAACACAGCAAAUGUAUGUUAUCAACCUAGAAAUGGCUACUGGGUUAUAGGGUUAAAACAUAAAUCUCAAUAUAUUGCUUUUCAGGAUUCUUGCUCUUCUGAUACUUUGCCCCUCUCCCUGACUGUCCCUCCUAAUCGUAUUGGGGUUUUCCUAGACUAUGUUGCUGGCACUGUCUCAUUUUUCAAUGUUACAGACCAUGGGUCUCUCAUCUAUAAGUUCUCUACACAUUUUCGACAUCGUGUUCAUCCAUAUUUCAAUACUACAGCAUGUCAGGGCCGCAUGACUCUGUGCUAACUGAGUACCUAAACCUUCUUGCAUACUUGACCACUUCUCCGCAGCACCUCUUGCUUGCCUGGCUGCAUGUCAUACACCUGAACUCAUUGGUGCUAUUUUAACCAUCAUUUCCUUGCCAUCUUCCUUCUUUCUAUUUGAGCAUCCUUUUCUUAGCAAUAAGAUGUAACGAACUGCCUCAUGCUAUUUUCUUCUGAAUAUUUUCCUUACAUGUCAUGGCAAAUUUGAUUCAUUAUUUUCCAUAAUCCCAAUGAAAAAUGACUGAGACUUCAUAAAGUAUGACAAUGUUGAGAUAAUACUCCUGCCAAAUCCUCAUAACCCAAUUCUCUGUGACACUGACUAAGAAGAAAAAGAAAAACUUUUCAACAACCUUUCUAUAUUAUUGUGCUCACUAAAGAAUGAGCUUUCCUAGCAUGUAGCUUAUUCAACAAAGAAUUAAGGAGAAACUGUCAUAAGCAGCAUAUACUCCAAGUAGAUAUUUUGUAUCUAGAGUAUCUUGAGUUCAAAUCCUGUCUCUCCAUACACUAGCAGUGUAAUCAUGAUUAAUAUAUUCAUAUGGCUGUGUUUAUUUUCUCAAAAUAAUUUUGGCAUUAAAAAUGUCAGGUGAAGUAUUGGUGUUCGACUACAUAGUAGAGUGAUUAGAGUUAACAAUAACAUGUUGCAUAUUUCAAAAUAGAAGAGAGGAUUUUCAAUGUGCUAUUCUGUAAGAAAUGACAAGUGUUCAAAGUGCUGGAUAUGCUAAUUACCAUGAUUUGAUAAUUACACAAUGUAUGCUUGCAUGGAAACAUCACACUGUACCCCAUAAAUAUGUAGAAUUAUAUGUCAAUAAAAAACAAAAUAAAAAGCAAAAUUUACAUUUUACUUUGGAUCAUUAUGCAAAAAUAAAUUCAUAAAGUAA